Molecule: messenger RNA, 6646 nt
Organism: Drosophila innubila
Lineage: Eukaryota; Metazoa; Arthropoda; Insecta; Diptera; Drosophilidae
Gene: pasilla
Product: RNA-binding protein Nova-1
Exons: 9
Coding region: 1175-3475 (766 amino acids)
Biological process (GO): mRNA splicing, via spliceosome; regulation of alternative mRNA splicing, via spliceosome
Cellular component (GO): nucleus; cytoplasm
Molecular function (GO): mRNA binding
Source: RefSeq, a predicted model, not a curated record
GUUCAGUUCAGUUGAGUUCAGUCAGAGUCAGAGCGCCGUCAUCAAAGGACAACACGAGCAUAUACAAGUAUCGAUUCUAAAUAUCGAUUAUAUUUAAAGGAUUGACGAAGAUUUUGAUCAUCUGUAACUGUAAAUCGAGAGACAACAUCAAUAUAUGCAUAUAUGAUUAUUAUUAGAGCUAAAGGAUUUAAUCACAUCUUCCAGAUGCAAAUUGCAGAAUUCUUAAGCUAGAAAAGCAUCUGCAAUUGCUUGAUCGUUCACGCUGAUAAGAACAAGACCACAAAGCAAAAAUAACAGUAAACAGAAAAGCAAUCGUCACUCAAGUCGAACCUAUAUAAAGAACAAGCUCUUUAUAAAACCAAAUCAAAAGAAAAGCCAGCAACAUUCACUUAAAAAUGGCCGAAGACGCUGCCAUGGAGACAUGUCCAAGUCCUGAGAUGGGCGACUCUCGCAAAAGGCCGCUCGAUUCCGAUCCGGAAAAUGAACAAACUAAACGCUCACAUUUCAGUUCCGCAGCAGCAUUUUCGCAAACCCAAUAAAACCCCAACACAAAUGUGAAAAAGUAACAACUUGUGAUAAAAAAAAACUGUUAAAUGAACUACAUAAAACACAAUUCAAAUGAAAUUAUCAGAAUUAAUAAUACAGAACAAUAAAAAGUGAUAGUGAUUGUAAAUCAAAAACAUCGCCAGCAUUGUCAUACAACUGAGAACGGUAACUGGAACUGGAGCUGGAACUGACACUGGAACUAACACUGGAACUGCAACUGGAACUCUUACAGCGCAACUGAACUGCAUUGAACUAAUCUGAACUGAACUGAACAGCAGCAGUAUAUAGAGGGGGAAAACGAAAUCUGAGAGGGAACUGAGGAAACUGGAAUACAAUCUGCUGCUGAAUGUUUUUAAAUUGGAUUCGCGUAGAAUAGAACAAAACUGAGCAGACGCAGCAAAUACUCUCAAAAAAAAAUUAAAACAAUAUAAAAUCAACAAUAAAUUAUUAAAACAAAAAUAAGAAAAUUCGAUAAGCAACAAAUAAAAAGAAAUCAGAUAAUAAUAAGAAAUAAUAAACAAUUCCGUCGCAAUUAUAAAAAUAAAAGACUGAACGACAACAUUUCAACAGGCAGAGAGUUCUCUCACUCUCACUCUCUCUCUCUCUCUCUGUCUCUCAAUUGUGUACAAUGGAUAGUAUUAUGAAUGUGGUGGCCCAGCAAUUGCUGCAGCAGAUGGACACUGAUUUCUAUGCAACUGUAACAACAGCAGCAGCGCAACAACAACAACAACGACAGCAGCAGCAACAUCUUGAGCAGCAACAUUUCGCAUACCAAUAUCAGCAUUCAACGCCCACACAUAUGACGCAAUUAGAAUAUAAUAAUCAACAUCAGUCACGACAUUCCAAGACAAUAAUAAAAGCAGCAACAUCGCCCUCAUCAAUAAAUUCGCUGAGCAGCAGGAGCGGCAGCAACAGCAGCGGCAGUGGCAGUGGCAGCAACAGCAGCAGCGACUGCAACAGCGACAGCAAUCAUAAUGUUGCAUACUCAUUAGCCUAUCUUAGCUAUAAGCAACAACAGCAGCAGCAGCAAAUGCAGCUGCAACAGAUAUUUGCACAUUGCGAACCUAAUCUAAGCAAUACUCAACAUCACUAUCAUCAGAUGGAACCACAGCAACAGCAGCAACAACAACAACUCAGCCAAAAUGAUACGCCCAAUGUAACGCCCGAGGCGGAGACACCGCCAAUUGCGGCAGGCAACGCACUACAUCAGCAACAUCAACAUCAGCAGCAUCAGCAACAUCAGCAACAUCAGAUGGGCAACCAUGAGACAGCGGCAACAACAGCCGGCUUUAAGACUGCUGCCUCCUGUUGGUGCUACGGUGAGUCAGUUUGUUCUGGAAUUGAGGUUGAAAUUGAAAAUAAUAACAAUAAUCAUAAUCAUCAUGGCGAUACCACAUUUCACAUGAAGAUUCUGGUGCCGGCGGUGGCCUCCGGGGCCAUCAUUGGCAAGGGGGGCGAGACGAUUGCCUCGCUGCAGAAGGACACGGGUGCUAGAGUUAAGAUGUCCAAGUCGCAUGACUUUUAUCCAGGCACUACUGAGCGCGUUUGCUUGAUCACGGGAUCGGUGGAUGGCAUCAUGACGGUGGUGGACUUUAUAAUGGACAAAAUACGCGAGAAGCCCGAUUUGACAACGAAAAUCAUUGAUGCCGAGUCGAAGCAGGCACAGGAACGGGAUAAGCAGGUCAAAAUAUUGGUGCCCAAUUCAACGGCUGGCAUGAUCAUUGGCAAGGGAGGCGCCUUCAUCAAGCAGAUCAAGGAGGAGAGCGGCUCCUAUGUGCAGAUCUCGCAGAAGCCCAAGGAUGUCUCACUGCAGGAGCGUUGCAUCACCAUCAUUGGCGACAAGGAGAACAAUAAGAAUGCCUGCAAGAUGAUCCUAUCGAAAAUUGUCGAGGAUCCACAGUCGGGCACCUGCUUGAAUGUCUCCUAUGCCGAUGUCAAUGGCCCCGUUGCCAAUUUCAAUCCAACUGGCUCACCCUAUGCCACAAAUCAGAAUGCCAUCAACUCAAGCACCGCCUCGUUGAACUCCACGCUGGGCACCACAAUCGGUGGUGCAGCCACCGCCGCCAGUCUCCUGGUCAAUGGCACUGGCAUCAAUCUAUCUCUCAAUCUGGGCUCACCCAAUCCGGCGCCCAAUCUUGCGGUUGCCACACAGCUGCUGGAACACAUUAAGGUUGCCAUGCGCGGAGCUGGUUACUCGGAGACGGUCACCACUGAAGUCUGCGCUGCCCUCGGCGUCUUGGCCAAAUACGGUGUGCUGGGCAUGGGCGUGGGCGUCUCACAUGCCAACGGUGCACAUCCCACGCUGGGAAACUAUCUGGGCGUGGCGACGCUGGAACAACAGACGGCGGCGGCGGCAUCAGCGGCCAAUGCCAGCAAUGUUUUUGGCGCUGUUGGCCAGGUUAAUUUGGAGCAGUAUGCCGUGGCAGCGGCAGCUGCUGCUGCGGCAGCGCGGCCAACGCAGUCGCAACUGGAGGUGCAAUUUGAUGCAUUCCGUCAUCUGGGAUCGGCCGGUGCGCCCGCCGCAACACCCGUUUCACUCAACAACAACAGCUUCGGGCUGACAGGUGCCACCGGUACGGUGAGCAGUGCGCAGUUGGGAGCGGCUGCAUCGAUAGGUGGACUUAGUAAGAGUCCAACUCCGGGGGAUUUGGGUGCCAAGGAUUCCAAGAACGUUGAGGUGCCCGAAGUGAUUAUUGGCGCUGUUUUAGGUCCAAACGGUCGUAGUUUAGUUGAAAUUCAACAUGUUUCUGGCGCAAAUGUGCAAAUUUCCAAAAAGGGCAUAUUCGCACCUGGCACUAGAAAUCGCAUUGUAACCAUAACUGGUCAGCCGAGUGCCAUUGCCAAAGCGCAGUAUCUAAUUGAACAGAAAAUCAACGAGGAGGAGACAAAGAGAGCGCGUCAAAUUCCAUUAACCACUGUUGUGAAUUAAUCAAUCCUCAAACCAAACCAAACCAAUCCAAGCAAGCAAGCAAGCAAGCAAUCAAGCAAGCAGCACAACAACAAAAAACAACAACAACAAUAACAACAACCCUCUCAUAAUAAGCGUAUUUCAACAUUAAACACAACAAAAACAAAACAAAAUGGUUUAUUUAAAAAACAAAAAAUAUUAAGAUUUAAUAUAAUGUAAAAGAAAAGUAAAAGCAAAAGCAAACACUUCUCAAAGAAAAAAAGCAAACAAACGAAUAACAACAACAUCAGCAGUAGCCAUACACAAACAAACACUCACACACACAUACACACACUCACACACACACAUCUUCAUUAUACACGUUAUUAUUAAAGGCAUAUUAGCAAUAUGUUGCAACUAAAAUAGUUAGUGAUGAAUAGCUCUUCUAUCAAAAUACUGCAUUUGUUUGCUCCAAAUAUAAAUAACUAUAUGCAUAUAUGGAUAUAUUAAUAUAUAUAUAACAGAUGCUCUGUCUAAAUAUAUUAAUAUAUGCUAUUUGUUGAACAUUUCAAUUAACUGGGAAAAUAUUGUUUAUGCCCUAACAUUUUGUUGUUGUCGUCGUCAAUAUGUUUGCGUGUUUUCUUAAUGGCACUUUGGCAAGUUAAACUAUGCAUAGAACUACAUACAUACAUAACUAGUUACAUAGUUGCAUACAUACACAUACAUAUGUAUGUAUACUGCGCCUGCAUGUACAUAUGUAUGUAAAUAUACGCAUGUACAUAUGUACAUGCACGCAUUUUAUAUACUAAUUGUUGAGUCUUGUUUAUAUUACAUAAAAUAUAUUACCCACACACACACACACACACACAUUGAUGCAUACAUACACAGCAUAUAUGUACAUAAUUUUGUAUGUAUAUAAUACACACAUACACCCACACACAUAGUACACGUAAUUAUUAGCAUUAUGUUGAGCCGAUAAAAAGAACGGAUUAUUUUUACGUGUAAUUGCGAGCGUUUUCAGUGAAAACUUCAGGUGAAAUAAUCGAAAGAAAAUAAGAAAACGGUGUCCAAAUAAGGUAAAUAUCUUACAACACAUCUAAAACUUAUGUAAAAAGAAAAACAAGAAAACUAUAACUACGAUUACAAAGGCGUUACAAGUGCUGACAGGCUAGUGAUAACAAUUUGAAACACUUUUACCUCAAAUACAACAAAAUUAAUUACGUUUCUUGUUUUCUGUUUCUGUUUUCUGUUGUUGCCCUCAUUUGCUUAUUGCUAAAUAAAAUAUAUAUAUAUUUAUAUAUUACUUAUAUUUUAUGUUUAUAGUUCUACAUAUUAUUUUAUGAUAUUUGUUGAAAAUGUUGAUCAUGAUAAUGUUGUUUAAUUUUCUGAUAACGGAAAAUGAAAAAAAAAAAGAAGUGGUGUUAAUGUGUUGCGCGCGCACGUGAGUCUCCUUUUUGGUGUUGAUUUUGUGCUCCCAAUUUGUUAAUCCUCAUUUAUUUUGUUUCUUAUGGAAAGAAAUGCGAUUUUUUAGUUUCCAGUUUUGCAUUGGAUCCUUUGUUUUCAUAAUUUGUUUCAAAACCCUUCCUUUUGGCUUCUUGUUAAAAUCAAUAUAAUUUUACUUUGUUUUUAUUAUAAUUAAUAUUAUAUUUUUUUUUGGAAAUCUUUGCACCAUUUGUUUUUGACAUACAUUCUAAUCUUAAGUAUUACAUUUUCGGACUUUUCACGUAAAAUACAUCACAAUCUACUUUAAAAAAGAAACAAAUGUUUCGCUGUAAAAUAUGCAUACACCCCGCCCCAUAAAUAUAUAUACACACAGCCACAAAUACCCCUAUUAAUUGUUAAGUAUUGUGCAAUUAUUUGACAUAAUUUGGAAACACAUUUUACCUCGAUUCGAUGUACAUUCAUCCAUACGUUGCAUCUAUAUAAAGACAAACUCCACAACAAUCAAAUCAUUGUCAAAAAAAUUAUAAACUAUUUUAACAUCACAUUUGAAUUUCUUCUAAUCAUAAAUACACGCACACAUACAUGCCCACAGAUAAAUACAUAUAAGUAUAUGAAAACACAUCGAUAGAAAUGCAUUAUCUGUAAUGUGUAAUUAAGUGUUUUUCUUUGUGCCCUACAAAUUAUUUAGUUUACAAUUAUUUUUUAUUAAUAUUAAAGAAAUGCAUAACAAAAUGAUGAAGUUUAUAUAAAUUAUGAAAUUUGACAAAACGAAAAAUAAACAGAAUAUCCAAUAAUUGAAUGUGUUUAAUUGCACCAUUGGGACACCAAUCAAUCAGUCAAUCAGUCAAUCAAUCAACCAAUCAGUCACCACUCACAAACAGCACACCACUAACAGCGUACUGUAAGCAAUUUUGCAACAUUAUCAUGCCAAAUCAACAGUCAAUCAAUCAGUCAGUCAGUCAAUCGCACUCGAAAGAGUAUGCUCGAUAUCAGUUUCAAUUCCAGUUUCAAUGUACUUCAAAUCAAUCACUGAGAACGCUCACGAAAUUUAAAUGAAUAAUCCACAAAACCCCUAUGCUAAGUCUAUAAAUAUAAGUUUAUAAAAGUUGUUCACAUUAAUUUUUUCGCUAUUAUUGUUAAAGCUGACCUACAUUUGUUCUUAUUUGUGCAAUAUUUAUAUAAAUAAUAUAAGAAUAAUAGUAUGAUAAUAAAUCUGCGCCAGAAGAGUUAAACACUUACAAUAUUCUUAAAAAUCCAAUUUGUGACAAAAGAUGCUUUAAAAAGCGUCUGCAUAAAUGAAAAGAAAAAAAAAAUGAAAAACAAACAAAUUUUAAGUCAAAGAAAACCAAAAUUAAAGUAAUAUUGAAAGUACAGUCGUAAAUGCUAGUGUGCCUUGAAAUAUGCAAAAAACAUAAAAAAAAAAACCAAGCAAAUAAUCUGAGUUUUUGAUUUUCUUGAAUUACUUUUACGAAUUCUUUACCAAUGUGAAUCAGAAUGUUAUUUAUUGUCAGACAGUGCAAAACAAGGACGCAAUUGAAAUGGAAAUAGAAUUUCAAAACCAUUCGGAAAAUAGACAAAAACACAGAAGCAAUGUCAAACAGAAAUUCGUACAAACAAUAACAACAACGAUAAAUAAUUACAUACUCCAUUAUUUAGUGAAGCUAAACAAUAUAUUUCGGUUCAAAAACUUAACAAUAUAUGUUCUACUUCAACCAAAUCACAACAAGCAUAAGACACUGAACCUGUAACCUGAACCCUGACCCCAAACAA